Dermacentor silvarum is the source of this 450-nucleotide messenger RNA. Its product is annotated as protein elav-like. The record is from RefSeq and is a predicted model, not a curated record. Gene Ontology annotation, molecular function: ice binding. The annotation marks the transcript as partial. Lineage: Eukaryota; Metazoa; Arthropoda; Arachnida; Ixodida; Ixodidae. The transcript is spliced from 3 exons.
GCAGCAGCAGCAGCAGCAGCAGCAGCAGCAGCAGCAGCAGCAGCAGCAGCAGCAGCAGCAGCAGCAGCAGCAGCAGCAGCAGCAGCAGCAGCAGCAGCAGCAGCAGCAGCAGCAGCAGCAGCAGCAGCAGCAGCAGCAGCAGCAGCAGCAGCAGCAGCAGCAGCAGCAGCAGCAGCAGCAGCAGCAGCAGCAGCAGCAGCAGCAGCAGCAGCAGCAGCAGCAGCAGCAGCAGCAGCAGCAGCAGGCAGCAGCAGCAGCCAGCAGCAGCAGCAGCAGCAGCAGCAGCAGCAGCAGCAGCAGCAGCAGCAGCAGCAGCAGCAGCAGCAGCAGCAGCAGCAGCAGCAGCAGCAGCAGCAGCAGCAGCAGCAGCAGCAGCAGCAGCAGCAGCAGCAGCAGCAGCAGCAGCAGCAGCAGCAGCAGCAGCAGCAGCAGCAGCAGCAGCAGCAGUAG